CAAAUUCCCCACACUUGGUUUUACUGGCUGUGUGUGAAUAGAAGACUUCCUAUUAAAGAGCUGCUCAUUAGUUUAAUGCUGUGUCUAACUGCUAGUUCAAGGCUGUAAAGUGGAAAUCGAAACAACCUGCUGAGAGAAGCUGUGUUCCUGAAAGGAAUUCACUCAUGGACCUCUGCCCAUGUUUUGAUUUUUCUGAAGAUGGGGUGAUAAUACUUGAACCUACGGCUGUCCAGAUACCUGUCCCAUCCCUGGCUCCUUCAGAGAUGUUGUGGACUAUCAAGAGGGACGAGCCGGUCAAGCUGCGGUUAUCGCAGUCUGGGCCAGGGUCUGAGACUCCAGUGACGGUCUACCAGAUGUUUCAGCGUACCGUGGAACAAUAUGGAGAGACCCCUGCCCUUGCUGUUAAAAAGGAGGGCCAGUGGGCAACCCUGACCUUUAGGGAGUACUACAACGAAUGCAGACUGGCAGCCAAAAGCUUUCUUAAGUUGGGCCUGGAACGUUACCAUGGCGUUGGCAUCCUGGGGUUUAACUCUCCAGAGUGGUUCAUCGCAGAGAUUGGGUCUAUUUUGGCAGGAGGGUUAGCUGUGGGUAUCUAUACAACUAACUCCCCCGAGGCCUGUCAGUAUGUGGCAGACAACUGUGAAGCGAACGUCCUGGUGGUGGAGAAUCACAAGCAGCUGACCAAAAUCCUACAGGUUAAGGACCAGUUGCCCCACCUGAAGGCUAUUGUUCAAUACAAAGACGAGCUGAAAGAAAAGCAACCAAACCUCUACACUUGGAAAGAGUUCAUGGAACUGGGCAAGCAGAUCCCUGAUGCACAGCUUGAUGAUGUCAUUGGAUCCCAGAAGGCCAAUCAGUGCUGCAGUCUGAUCUAUACGUCUGGGACCACUGGUCAGCCCAAGGGGGUCAUGCUGAGCCACGACAAUUUCACGUGGAUGGCGGAAGCUGCUGGCAAGACAGCUAAUUUUGGAAAUGGGACUGAGGAAUGUGUUAUAAGUUAUCUUCCACUCAGUCACAUUGCAGCUCAGCUUUCUGACAUCUGGAUUUCCAUGAGGUUUGGAGCAACCACUUACUUCGCAGAGCCAGACGCACUGAAGGGUUCCUUGUUGAACACGAUGCGCGAGGUGCGUCCGACAGCCUUUAUGGCGGUGCCGCGGGUGUGGGAGAAGAUUCGGGAGAAGAUGCAGAGCCAGAGUUCCAAGUCCUCUCUCGUGAAGAGGAAGGUGGCGGAGUGGGCAAAGUACGUCGGACUCCAGGCAAACUACAACUUCAUGAACGGGAGUCAAACUGUCCCCUGGGGUUACAUGCUGGCAAACAACCUGGUGUUUAAGAAAGUGCGGGCAGCACUAGGACUGGAUCGCUGCACAAAGUGUUUCACUGGAGCAGCACCCAUUACCAAGGACACACUGGAGUACUUCAUGAGCCUCGACCUGCCCAUCUACGAGCUGUAUGGCAUGAGCGAGAGCACUGGCCCACACACCAUCUCCAGUGAGGCAGCAUUCCGCAUCAUGAGCUGUGGUAAGGAGAUUCCUGGCUGUUCUACUAAACUGGAUAAGCCAGAUGAGGAAGGGAAUGGUGAGAUCUGUUUCUGGGGACGCCACGUGUUCAUGGGCUACCUCAACAUGACCGACAAGACGGAGGAGGCUCUUGACCAGGAGGGCUGGCUGCACUCUGGGGACCUGGGCAAGCAUGACCCUGAAGGCUUCCUUUAUGUUACUGGCCGCAUCAAGGAGCUGAUCAUCACUGCAGGCGGGGAGAAUAUCCCCCCAGUGCUCAUUGAGGAUGCUGUGAAAGAGGAACUCCCGAUCGUCAGCAACGCUAUGCUGAUCGGAGACAAGCGCAAGUUCCUCAGCAUUUUGCUGACCCUUAAGUGCAAUGUGGAUGAAGAUGGGGAGCCAACUGAUGAACUGACACCCCAAUCCAAGGAGUUCUGCAGGCAGACAGGCUGCCGGGCCAAUCGCCUGUCCGAGAUCACCAGCAAGAACCACCUGCCUGUUUUCAAAGCCAUCCAGGCGGGGAUUGACCGGGUCAAUGCCAAGGCAACCUCCAAUGCCCAGAAAAUCCAAAAGUGGACCAUCCUGGAGAAGGAGUUUUCCAUUUCAGGGGGAGAGCUUGGCCCAACAAUGAAACUGAAGAGGCCUGUGGUGCAGAAAAUGUACAAAAAUCAAAUUGAAGAAUUUUACUUGUAAAGUGAUGCAAGGAGCUGAGGAGAUCUGUUUUUAAAGAAGCUAAGGCUUUUGAACUGUGAAUAGGAAUUUUGUUUUGCUGCUUUUUCUAUGGAUCGUUCAUUUCUUAAUUUUGCACAAAACACCAUCACGUUUGUUAAAUGAAAUGUAGAAUUGCUUCCUUUUAAUUGCCAGUACCUAAAGGUGGUUGUUUGCUACGAACCUUAAUUUUACACUGAUUUAAACACUAAUUGUAUAUACACAGUUUUUAAAUGACGAUCGGCAUAGUGCCAAAUGUGUGUGUGCAAUUUCAAAAGCUAUUCUGCUAUUUUCUGAGUGUUUUUGCACUAUUAAUAAACUUGUUGCAAUUAUGUAUUAUUACUGUUGUAUUAUGGUGGAUUCUUACUAGUCUUUAGAAGGUAACUUUUUUUUUUUUUUUUUUUUUUUUUUUUUAAAUGCAUCCUGGACAUGUAAAAAAUGCAUGAGGUGUGUUCAAAAAGGCUUAGUGGGUGAGUCAGAAGUCCUGGGGUGGUUUGUCCUAAUAAAAGAACAUGUGAAAAGCACAUGCAGCCCUGUGGACAAGUGUUUGAGGAUGGAGCAUAUGUGAAUUGCCCAGAGUGUGAAAAUACAGUACAUACUGCAGUAACUCACUAUAUGCAGUACUUUCUUUUAAAUUGUGCAAUCUACCCUGUUAAUCAUGUUUUCCUGGUCCAAUGAGAUUGUAUUCUAUAGUUAAUUCACAAAUUACUAAAAUCUACACAAUAAAAAUAUCUGGUUUGCAUUUGUUCUGUCCAAGUUUCAUUUACCACCAAACAUUGGUUAUCCAGGUAACUGUGGUAUUCCUUUUAUCUGUCUCAACUAAAAUGUUAUCGCUGUAAUGUGAAAGAUAUUAGGACUAGUGCUAAUCCCUUGCUGCUUGCUUGCAUUCCUAGUUGACUUUGCUUUCCCCAGGUGUUAAGCACAUGUAAAUGAGCAAAUUCAGAAAUUCAGUUCUCUUUCCUUCUGCAUGGACCAGUUGCAGUUUACACGAGAGAUUGACCAAUGCCCAGUCAGCAUUAGGUUGCAUUCAAGAAAUGCUAUUGCUUGUGCUCUAGUUAUGUUUACAAUGACUUCUGGCACCCAGAAUGGAACAUUCUUUUCUAGAGUCUCUUCGUAUGCUUUGGUAAUGCAAGUUCCAAGCAUGGAAUGCCUGGAGAGGGUAGGCCAGUGCCACUUUGGAACAAUUAACAUCAUUCUGUGGGUCAGUGCAUCAAAUUCAAGGGACAACCUGAAGAAUCAGCAUUUUACGAAGAUGAACACACUUGCUUUUCUUCUGUAAUUGCAUUGCAAAUCUCAUGUUAAGAAAUGCUUAUUGCAUUACAUCAAACCAAAUCAUGCAAGGGCUGCUCCUAAGUGGGUAGGGU
This is a messenger RNA of Polyodon spathula (Mississippi paddlefish), 3568 nucleotides long. Its product is annotated as long-chain-fatty-acid--CoA ligase ACSBG2-like. Gene Ontology annotation, cellular component: endoplasmic reticulum; membrane. The transcript is spliced from 12 exons. Bases 165 to 2189 code for a protein of 674 amino acids. Gene Ontology annotation, molecular function: long-chain fatty acid-CoA ligase activity. The record is from RefSeq and is a predicted model, not a curated record. NCBI's taxonomy places the organism in Eukaryota, Metazoa, Chordata, Actinopteri, Acipenseriformes, Polyodontidae.